Molecule: messenger RNA, 3327 nt
Organism: Zophobas morio
Lineage: Eukaryota; Metazoa; Arthropoda; Insecta; Coleoptera; Tenebrionidae
Gene: swm
Product: second mitotic wave missing
Exons: 12
Coding region: 141-2969 (942 amino acids)
Biological process (GO): mRNA processing
Cellular component (GO): nucleus
Molecular function (GO): RNA binding; metal ion binding
Source: RefSeq, a predicted model, not a curated record
UAGGUGAAUGUUGGUGUCACGAACGUAUGUGUAUAUAUGUCAUAUGUUUCAUUUUGCAGUAGAAAAGUAGAAGAAAAUUAUUUACAUUGCACCCCAUAUUAAAGAAUAUAUUUUUUAAUGAUCGUCCAUCCCGGUUCAUAAUGAUUAUAGAGCAACCUGAAGCGUUUAAAACAUGGUUAGCGGCCGUGUUGAAACCCAUGUGUGACGCAGACCCUGCGGCGUUAGCAAAGUACGUUCUGGCUCUGAUCAAAAAAGAUAAGUCUGAAGAGGAACUUCACAAAAUCAUGGUUGGGCAGCUGGAAGUGUUUUUAGAAACUGAGACUGAAUCUUUUGUAAAUUUAGUGUUACGCACUCUCGAAACGCAGGAUUAUAUAACAACACCCGUUAUACCAAAUACAAAUCCUCCAAAUCCAAUCUUGAUGAAAUCAACCAAAGAACCAAAGCCAAUUGUCCAUCCUAGUGAAUUACCCAACUUGAAUGAAACUGUGAAUGGUUCCAACGCGGUACGCAAGGAGCAUGAAUCAAAACGAGACAGAGAAAUGAGGGAAACGAGGAAAACUGAACCUACUGACAAAGAAGAAAAAGCGCGCGUCCGUUCCCGCCACCGAUCCUCUUCCAGAAACCGCUCCCGGUCCCGAUCGUGGGACCGAUCAAAACGCUCCAAAUCCCGGGAGCGGGAACAGCAUAGAUUAGAGAGAGAAAAACGCGACCGUCCACGGACGUGGCGCAACAAGUCGCCUCCUCGCCGCUUCGACCGAAGACGUUCUCGCACACCGUCGCCGUCUAGAGGGCGCUCGCGAUCACGAAGCCCCAAACACCCUCACCGAGGUAACAGAUACAGAAAUAGAACACCACCACGAAGCACCAGUCGAAGCAGAUCGCGGUCCGCGGAGAAGACACGGAAAGACAGCUUCAAAGACAAGGAAGUAAAAGAUGGGCACUCAAGACCGGGAACGCCAACCCAGGACUCCAAUCAUGGGGACAUGGAUCUGCGUCUGACCAACAGUACGCAAAGUAUACAGAGUGUCGUGAUUCAGCAGAACUCGAAGAGGAGAUGCAGGGAUUUUGACGAGAAAGGAUACUGCAUGAGGGGCGAAAUGUGUCCCUUCGAUCAUGGGGUGGAUCCAGUGGUGCUAGAAGAUUCUGCUUUGAGUAGUGUGUUGACUUAUAAUCCUAACAGCGCACCAACGGACGGACCUCCGAUUGGGGCGCCGUUGUUGAAUCCUGCCGGACAUCCAAUGAUGGGACCGAGGGGGAUACCGCCCGAGUACAAUCCACAGGCGCCGCAGAUGUGGAAUAGACCCGGGUUCAGAGGUCCGAGACCCAUGGGGAUUCCGAGGGGUCCCAUGAUGGGCACGUUCCCCACCCAGCCCAACAUGCAACGUGAGCUGAUUCCCGUCCCCGUCAUGGACAACAAACAAGCCGAUCAAUACCCAGCAGUCGGUUUCCGCCAACAACCGAACUUCACUGGUACCAACAACAAUGAUCACGAAGCAACACCUUUCAAAAAGAAAAGUUUUGACUUCAAUCGCCUUGGUCCCCGAUCAAAAAAUCCAGCAAAUUGUUCUUUAGAACUGAAGAAAAUCCCACAGGGCCUAAACAGCAUUACACACUUGAAUAACCAUUUUUCAAAAUUCGGCAAACCCAUCAACAUCCAAGUGAACUACGAAGGGGAUCCGGAAGCGGCAAUAGUCACGUUUUCUAGUCAUGCCGAAGCCAACGCCGCCUACCGAAGCACGGAAGCGGUACUCAACAAUCGAUUCAUCAAGGUGUUUUGGCAUAACGGCAGCACUGAAGGUAAACAGGAGAAUGUUCCUCCUCGUUCCGUUAAAGAUCGCCUUGGGGUGCCAUCCAUAGUACCACCUAAUACUAACAAAGUUCUAAAUUUAGUGCAACCGCGUGCAGAUAAUGCAACCGAGUCCGCUGAAAAUCAAAAAGAAAGCGGAAAAGCGGUUGUUAGUAAGGAAGAUACCAAGGCUCAGGCAGCCGCCGCUAUUAAGAAGAAUCAAGAGCUGUUGGCAGCCAAAGAAAAACUUAAGAAAAAUCAAGACGAACAGAGAAAGGAAGUGUUGAAGAUUAAAAAUAAUCUUAGAAAGAGGAAGCAAGAACUGUUAGAGAAACAGCUGUCGCAACAGAAAAUCCUGAUUGAAAAGAUGGAAAAACUUUCAGCUGGACCCCAGCGUGACCAGAUAAUGGAAACUAUCAAAAAAACACAAGAAUCCAUCGAGAGCAUCAAAAAAGAUCUGGUACAGUCGGUCCUAACAGUAAAAUCGACACCUCAAAAGAAAGCAAAAGAAGAUGUUCAAAGAGAAAUGUUAGAUGCCGAGUUGGAUUUAAUUACCAAACAGCAAGAAGGCGCUGAUACGUCUGAAAUACAAAAGAAACUAUUUGAAUUAAAAGCACGAGCCGCUAUGACCCGAGGCCGUGGUCGCGGACGACGUUAUACACAAGUCAGUAGGCAUUUGCUUACCAAAAACAAUCUAAUUGACAACGGAGGUUUGAAAGGGAACAUUAAAUCCGUAAAUAAAACCUCGUUCCAAAAACACACUGUAGAUCACAGACCCACUCGAUUAUUAGUUUCUGGAUAUGAAGCUGAUGAACAAGAAAGUGUCUUAAAUCAUUUUCAGCUGUUUGGCGAAAUCGGCGAUUAUACUGUUGACUCCACUUUACCCAGUAUAACUUUGACUUACAAAACACGGAAAGAGGCUGAGAUGGCCAUGCUGAAAGGAAAACAUUUUCAUGAUCGGACAUUGUCAAUCACGUGGUGCACCGGUCCGAUUAGCAAUCAAAUGACAUCGAGACCAACUCCUCGCAAGUCACUGAUGUCCGAAUCUGAAGAAGACAGAUUAAUUGAUCAGACUUUGCCUGAAGGAGAGGAAGACUUGGGCCCCGAAAUAUCCGAAGAAGCUUUGCUUCAAGACGACGAGGAAGAAGAAGAAGAAAGCGAAGACCGGUCUUGGAGGCGAUAGUUUCGUCGGUUUUUGAUUUUCUUUCAUUCAUUUGACAGUUGAUCUGGUGGCCAUAUUCGUUUUGACAUCUGUCAUGUGGAAAAAUGUGUUUUGUUUUUCUUUUUUUUGUGAGGUUUACUUGCUUGUAAAAUUUUUAUGGUAUAUAUUUGUAUAGAGGCAUUUCUUAAUUUUAUUUUGCUUUCUUAUGUAAACUAUGAAUUUGUUUUCGGGUUAAAUGUGUUAUUUGAAAACAAAUUUUUAGUGGUUCUGUUUGUUUAUAUAAUAAGAUGUUAUGGAUAAGAAAAAAAAAGAUGCUCCCCAAAAAAUAAAUAAAGAAAAUAUAUAUUAAUAAUAAAGAAUAGAAACAAUUUUAGAAAAC